GACGUUGAUAGACUGAAAAGUAAUAAGAUGGCAGGUCGUGGCCGUAGGGGAAACACAGCGUGCGAUGAAGAUCAUGUUCGUAGGCCGCCUUUAAAUAAUAAAGGCGAAAGUAGAGUAACGGGGAACGCUAAGGAGAUGAAUCGGAAUUCCGGUCUUACCGGUUUUGUUAGAAGAAAUCCUGUUUUUGAAGGCGAUGACGCAGAAGAAGUAUACCAAAAUGUAACACCGAAUCGACCAAAUCGUCACAUGAGGCCGCAAAGUCGAAAGUUUUCCGACUUGCAGCCUGCCCGUUGGAUAGUUGGCGUUGAAACAGCAGACAAUCCGUAUGGACAAGAAAUGCACCAAAUGCAACAACAAUUUCAAGGGAUCCAAGGACAAGGAAUACCCGAAAAUCAUCAGGGCUUUCAAGAUACCCAAGAAAAUCAAGUACAACCGAGUCAUCAGCAACUUCAAACCAUCCAAGGUCAACAGUAUUUGCAAUGGCAGCAGCACCAGCAGCAACCAUGGCAACAGCAACAGCAACUGUGGCAGCAGGGACAUCAACCUCAUCAGCUGCAGUAUAACGAUGGUAGUAGUCCAAUAUAUACUGUCCAACCACCAACGCAGACUAUGACCAGAGGGGACCCGGAUAAAUCAUCUGAGCCCGGUGUACCAGAACUUAAGGAUCCGGCUUCACGUUGCCUGCUAGUUUUCAAACGUCUUUUAUCGAUAGCACUUGUAAUCUGCGAUACGGUGCUUGAUUGGAUGGAAUAUUCUGAUUUCCUACCUGAAAAUGUUUCCGACGCCAUAGAUACUGCUGAAAGAAUAAAGUCAUUCCUUGGGAAAACGUCUAAAGCAGAGAUAACAUACAAUUGCGACGCUUCAGAAAACUAUUACCUGGUGUUUACGAUUUUCGGAACCCUCUUUGCAUUGAUCCAAAUUGCAGAUACAAUUGGAGAAACUCUUCCAGACCUUACAACGAAAUACAAGGGAUUUCGUUUACUGCAUGGAUUCAAUGAAGUUCUUAUCACGUUUAUCCUUGAAGAAAUUCCUCAAGCUAUUUGUCUCGUCUUUUUUUCUUUCAAAUGCGGGUGCGAAUUCGAUCUCGACAUAAACGGUAAAGGUCUCCGAAAGAUAUACACAACAAUAUUUGGAUUAUUGAGUGGUUAUACAAGAAAUUCGACAUGCAGACAAGUGGAAAGGCCCUCCUGUUAUUUUGAAUUGGACUUUCCUUCUUUCUGUUGCUUCAUUCCUCUUUGUGAUGACCCCUCGCAAGACCUUAAAGCGUGCACAUGUAAUUGUUACAAGCUACCUCCUUGCGACAUUUGCCCUGACUCGUCAUCAAAAAUAUCUUGUCUAAGCAUCGUUGGUGUCAAUGAUCGCGAUCGAAAGUUUGCGAAAUGGAUGACCGCUAAAUUGGCGAAAGUAUAUACUGUGGUUAGUGUAGUUCUCAUAGUCAGUGUUGUGCUUCGUGAAUGUCUGUAGGGAUGUAUAUAUAUGUGUUCAUUGCAUGCGGCACCAACGCAACAUUUUAAAGGAUGGCCUUGACAUUAUAGGACAUGAUCAACGUUCUAUGCACAACAUCGCUGCACACUUUUCUAGUUAUCUACAUAUAUACGAAGAAUAUAUAAGGAGGUUGCAAAACGAAAGCCAAUGCCUCCUCAACCCAUGUUUCACCCAUCCAGGUGUGUCUCACUUGUACAUAAACGAAAAUGCCUUGAUUUCGAGUGUCCGGUUCAACCGUUUCAACCAGCUAACCCGAAAAAAGAAACGGCAGGCUUAGAUCUGACCCGAGGCUAACCUCAGGUAAAUAUCGUGGGGACCAUACAUGCCUGACUGAAACUAAAAAACAACUAUCGCUAGUUUGCAUUUCUUAACAAAACAAGGUCGAUUAUAUGUGUAUUUUAGGAUACGUUAUAUAAUGUAGUACACGCGUUAGAGGACCUGCUAUUUUUUACAUAUUGUUACUUAUUUGUCACAAAACUACGAAACUAUGCAUUUUUUAGCUUGUGCACGGAGAGAACAUGUAAUUUCUGUUUAUGAUCGCGCGGAAACGAUGCAUAUUCUUACUGAAACAGUUUUUCAAAAAGCUACUUUUGUGAGCAGUGUUCUUCAUUUCGUUGUUGUACAGGAUUUACAUCACACCUCCCUGUGACGUCAUCAAAACGUUUCUGUAUCGGUCAGUAAUUAUCUGAUUGGAUGAAAUACAUUUCAUUUCAAUUUUUUUAUUGUUUAGAAAACAAAUGGAUUGGACAACAGGCAAGCCCAUAAAAGUCCUCUCCGAUAGGUACCACAUAUAUACAGGUCAGAGUGAAUGAGGUGAAUAGUAGAUAGCAUAAACAGUAAUGUGUAUAUAAAAGGUUAUAUAUUAUAGAAUGAAAGCAUCGAUGGUAGUAUUACACAAACAUUCAGAGAGUAUACUUCGGGUAAUGUAUAAUAAUUAAAUAUGUAAACAUCUACUCAAUCUUAUACAGACUUAAAUAUCAACAUGCCUACACGUCACACACACCCUCACACAUACAACACAUCUAUAUUAGAUGUGUACUCAGCCUUAGUAAGUCAGUAAUCUACAUAAUUUCAAAGUCACUACAUAUAUAUAGCAUAGUGAUAGUAUCCAGACUGUACAAUAAUAGAGGUCUUCAAUAGAUAUCAAUCAUUCAAUUAUUACAUUAUAAUCUCUUAAAUCGUUCAGUAGCAUUUAUAUAGUAUUGGAUAUUAGUUCAAAUAAGUUCAUUAAUAUCAUCCGACAGGGUAUUAUCACCUGAAGUUAACAGAGUUGAAUUAGAAUAACCAAUACGGUCAUGAUCAUGAAUUUCAUGAAGUAAAUACCUAGAAUUAGAGUAUUUACGACAAGUAAAAGAAUAAUGAUCAGCAUUUUCACUAGAUCAACCACAGACACAAACUUCAUCUGGGAUAAGAUGAUCUAUACAUUUAUGAUGAUUCAAGUCACUUGCAUCAUUUCUUAAUUGGCACAAAAUGAUAUUUAAUUUUCUUGGUCUACAAUUUUUAAAAGUAUAAAGUAUAAAAUAUAUAUGACAGACCGAAAUACCAUGUGACUAGUAUUGUUCCUCAUCUCGUGGCUGUAUAUUUCACUAGGUGUAUAUAGGGCCAAUAGACCUAUAGCACGACAUUCUGUCGGUAUCACAGUGAACAAUUGAAUGCCAUUCCUCUUCGUAUCUUGUCAUUGUAUAUAUUUUGUGAACGGUUGUAAAUAUAACUUGAAUCAAUAUAAAAAUGUCUAAAAUAAUUUGGUUUUUUCCAGAAAAUGAAAAUCCUUUUUGAAAAGAAACCAUUGGGGUACAUUUUUGAAAAAUGACAAUCAAAUCGAAAUUAAUAAGGGUGUGCUGGGAGAAUAACAACAAUGCAACUUCACCAGGUCAGGAUUCAAACCUCGGACCUCUGAUCAGAAAACGGCCGCUCCGGCUAACUGAGUUUAUAGGUCCCACUAUGGUUAAAACGAAACAAAUUAAGGGGAAGUAACUCUAUGUAUAUUGGAAACUACGACGGAAUUAUCUUGUGUUUUGCCUGCAGUGGGACGAAAACCCUUUACUUACUUAGGUUUUAUUGUGAACAUCUUUGACGAUAGACGAUAUGGCGUCCUUUUAUCAUAUUAUCUGUUGUAUAAUCCAUACUUUUAUAUUUGUACUUUAAUCCCGGUUAUUCCCACAAUGAAUUUUUCGAAUCAUAUGGUACAUAUCUACCUGUAUAUCCUUAAUCAAAAUGACACUACAAAAACUGAUGACGUCAUAUAUCGGCCUUCUUGGUACCAUAUUUGUAAUUCUAUCUUAAUAUUGAUUGAUAUUGCUCUGCAAUGAAUUUACAGUGCAAUUUUGUGUUUUGUACAAAAUAUGGUUUUAAUCAGAAAUUAAUAAAUACA
Messenger RNA from Mizuhopecten yessoensis (Yesso scallop), 3856 nucleotides. RefSeq lists its product as uncharacterized. The record is from RefSeq and is a predicted model, not a curated record. Lineage: Eukaryota; Metazoa; Mollusca; Bivalvia; Pectinida; Pectinidae. The coding region runs from base 28 to 1464 and encodes 478 amino acids. The transcript has a single exon.